UGAAAGAUGAAUCAGAUCAUUUUUGUAAAAUAAUAAAUGCGUUCAUAUUUUUUUUUAAAAACUUUUAGAGAGUACACGUUCAUACUCAAGGUGAAAGAAUGGAGGUCACUCACGUAAUGAUUAUUGUAGCAGCGCUGUUGGGAAUCACUUUCGCAGUCAUUAUUAUUUUGGUAAGUAUAUACAAUUUGAAAAUGACGACUCUUCCACAUGUCGAGGUAGCAAUUCUAAAGCCAUGGACGUCAGGGCGAGGAGAUUGUGAUAUCGAAAUAGUUUCUGAUCUUUAAUAUCCUCAACAAAAAUUGAACGUUCGUACGAGUCGUGUGAUUUAUUUCCUAGUUGGAGCGUUGCGUCAAACAAAUGGACAGGAUUGCCUGCCCUUUCAUCGGCGAGCAGUUUAUUUAAUUCAUGUAUAAGAGAGAUUCAGCGUGAAUCUUGUCUAAUUCAUGUAAACAAUAGAUUUAACCUGAAGCUUAUAUGAUUUAUGUUCAAGAUAGAUUCAGCGUGAAGAUUAUCUGAUUCAUGUAUAAGAUAGAUUCAGCGGGCGCGAAACAUUUACAAAAAAAAAUAUUGGUGAUUUUAAAUGAAAUUAAAAUAGCAGACUUUCAGCACACUUCAACAUCUUGUUCAAAAACCUCGUUGAAUGUAGAAAUUUGUCUUUUAAAAAUAAGCCAUGUCGUAUCCUCAUCAGAUUCCUGUCCCUUGCUUACACAUUUUUUUUUUACUAAAUACACAUUUCAAAAUUAUUUUUUUAUUGAAAUGUAUGCGCAGUAUAUGUAUUACAAUGAGAUAAUGACAUUAUGGAAAAAAACCUGACAGAUACUUGUGUUAAAAAAAGACACAUUCCAACGCUUUUUAAUGAAAGACAGACAGAUCAUAAUAUCGUCAUGUUUUAAAAUGUUUUUUUUUUCCAGUGUUCCUGCUGCCUUUACUCAUCGCGGUGCAAAAACUGUCGAAGAAAGGAGAAUCAAUCCGGGGUAUGGAGACAUUAUUGCUGUCGUAUUGAAGACAAUGUGUUUUACCUUGAGAAUUAAUACUAACACAUAUUUUAAAUAACAAUGGAUAGAAUAUCCUCUACCUAGCCUUUCUGUUUCAAAGAGCACUGUAUUUUGUUUACAGGGAUUCUCCUACAGGGCACAGGUGGAUGAUGACGUCGAGCAGCAAUCGAACAUUUCAUCAUUGACACCGUGGUCUCGUACUUCACAAGCAUCGACCUCGCGCGGAGUAAGUGCAGACGAACAGCAGCGCAGAAUAGCGCUUUAUCAGAAAACUAUUCGUAGAGCGCAGGUUCUAGAGGAGCAGCGCAGAGCGUGGCAGACUUCACCACAGCAAACUCUGGGCCAGGUGUGCAAUCAUCAGCUGAGAGAGCUGCCGCGUCAACAGCAGGUACCUCGAGAACA
Messenger RNA from Lymnaea stagnalis (great pond snail), 1397 nucleotides. The record is from the annotation of a GenBank genome assembly. NCBI's taxonomy places the organism in Eukaryota, Metazoa, Mollusca, Gastropoda, Lymnaeidae.